AUGUCGCCGGACACAUUCCAGAUUUGCUCGAUUACCGGACAGAUACCACCGAGCGUGGGGAACCUCACCGAACUGGAAUACUUGGAUUUAUCAAGCAACAACGUCGUCGGAAGCAUUCCGGAGACCAUCGGCUCUAUGGUCCAUCUGGAGACAUUAAACUUGUUCGACAAUAGUGUUGCCGGACAACUACCGGAGACGAUGGGUAGACUCCACUGCCUGAAGUCCUUGGACAUAGCAUAUAACGAGUUAUCCGGUCAGUUGCCAACGACAAUGGGUGACCUGUGCAAUUUGACCUUUUACAAUUUCAGUGCCUCAUAUGUCCAUGAGAUACAGAACGACAGCAGGUCAGUGCUUCAUGUCGUCAACUAUUACUACGGCGAGAGCAUCUACCUAACCACAAAAGGGGAAUUUGUCGAUUACACGAGUGUUCUUCCGCUGGUGACAUGCAUAGACUUGUCCGGUAAUCAUCUCUCCGGUGAAAUCCCAAAAGAACUGACUAAGCUUCUCGGAUUGCGCUUCCUGAACUUAUCCAAGAAUCAUUUGACGGGGAGGAUUCCAGAAAAUAUUGGUGACUUGAAACAAUUGGAAUCACUCGACUUAUCGGUGAACAGACUCACGGGGAGGAUACCUUCCAGCUUUUCUGCUAUGUAUUUCCUGGUUCGUUUGAAUCUAUCUCACAAUGAUUUGUCAGGAAAAAUACCGACGGGUAGUCAAUUGUCCACCUUCGACUCAUGGACAUAUGCGGGUAACAAAGACCUCUGUGGUACGCCACUGCCGGAUUGUCCUGUGUAUGGAAGUCCACCUGAUGCCAGAGUCAAACAAGAAGAAGAAGAAGAUGAUGAGAAGCUCGAUAGGUUAUUGGAGUAUACCGGUAUUGUGGUGGGAUUUGUGGUCGGUCGGCUUCUGGCUCUCUGUUGGCACACUCAUCCUGAAGCAGGGCAUCAGAGUUGCCCUCUUCCGAUGGGCGGACAGGAUCGGUGA
This is a messenger RNA of Musa acuminata AAA Group (dessert banana), 981 nucleotides long. Its product is annotated as putative receptor like protein 25. The transcript is spliced from 2 exons. The record is from RefSeq and is a predicted model, not a curated record. Gene Ontology annotation, molecular function: protein binding. NCBI's taxonomy places the organism in Eukaryota, Viridiplantae, Streptophyta, Magnoliopsida, Zingiberales, Musaceae. Bases 1 to 981 code for a protein of 326 amino acids.